AUGGCCCACACCCACCGUCCACGACCUGGUCAAGGUCUGCCAAUCAGCCACCCCCUACAAGUACAAUCCGCUCGUAACCCUUCAACCCCACGGCCCCAAGCCCCCCGUUAUGGCUCUGCCAUCCCGCCGCCGGUGGAGCCUGGUCUUCCUGAGUCUCGCGGACCCUCAUUCGCGACCGACCCGUCUACGCCUUCCGCGAGUGUCUCCAGAUAUACCACUCGGCGAUCCAAGAAAUUGCAGCCGCAAGGCCCCAGGGAUGCGAUCUACUCCUACGGCUGGAUGAUUGCCUCCGAGCUGUCCAAGCGGCUGGAAGCAGAAGGAAGCGAGGUUCGCUUCCUGGCUAGUUUGAACCAACCCCGGGCAGGGGGUGGGUCUCUCUCGGAAAGACGCGUUCCGGAUGGUGCUUACUCGGGCGGAUCAGGUCCGCAUGGUUGA
Molecule: messenger RNA, 435 nt
Organism: Aspergillus saccharolyticus JOP 1030-1
Lineage: Eukaryota; Fungi; Ascomycota; Eurotiomycetes; Eurotiales; Aspergillaceae
Exons: 2
Coding region: 1-435 (144 amino acids)
Source: RefSeq, a predicted model, not a curated record